This is a messenger RNA of Alnus glutinosa, 468 nucleotides long. Its product is annotated as anaphase-promoting complex subunit 2-like. Bases 1 to 468 code for a protein of 155 amino acids. Lineage: Eukaryota; Viridiplantae; Streptophyta; Magnoliopsida; Fagales; Betulaceae. The record is from RefSeq and is a predicted model, not a curated record. The transcript is spliced from 4 exons. Gene Ontology annotation, cellular component: anaphase-promoting complex.
AUGGCUUCUGUGCGGCCACCGAGGCCUUGUACAUUACAUAUUUUUAUCGUGGAUGUGCAGUUGGAGUUGCAAUUUGAAGACAGGGCAGUGCAGUUCACAGUGGCUCCUGUACAUGCAGCAAUUAUUAUGAAAUUUCAAGAGCAAACAAGUUGGACCUCUAAAAGUCUUGCAGCCUCUAUUGGGAUACCUGUAGACGUACUCAAUCGGAGGAUAAAUUUUUGGAUAAGCAAGGGAAUCCUUGCAGAAUCACUUGGAGCAGACUCUAGUGACCAUGUGUUUACCCUGAUGGAAGGCAUGAUUGAAGCUAGUAAGAAUAGUGGAAAUAGUGGGAGUUUCGAGGACCUUGUAGAAGGUGAUGAGGACGGAGAAAGGUCUGUCGUCUCUGCCGAAGAUCAACUACGGAGGGAAAUGAUUGUCUAUGAGAUCCUAACUGUCUCUCAUAUAAAUUUGGAAGUACUCAGACAUUAG